Molecule: messenger RNA, 1036 nt
Organism: Brassicogethes aeneus
Lineage: Eukaryota; Metazoa; Arthropoda; Insecta; Coleoptera; Nitidulidae
Source: the annotation of a GenBank genome assembly
AAAAAUAAUGUAUUCGUUUCAGAGGGUUGAAAAUGUAGGGUUAUUUCAAGAAAUUGUCAAUGUCAUUUGACAAGUCUUAUCAAACUUUGUAAUAUUUAUCUGUAUUUGAGCUAGAAGAAAUUUUCCAUAUGAUUUUAUGGAACUUUUUUGAUAAAGUGCUACAUAUUAAUUCUAAAAUUUAUUGACAUGACGUUGGAGGAUCCCUUUUUUGUUGUCAAAGAUGAGGUAUUUAAAGCUUUGAACAAAACUAGAGGUUUAUACUUGAGGUGGACAGAACUUCAGGAUGAGAGUGUUUGUAUAACAAAGGAUGAAAUUGAAUGGACCAACACAGAAUUAAAAAACUCAUUACGUAGUAUUGAAUGGGACCUUGAAGAUUUGGAAGAUACAAUUGAUAUCCUUUUUUUAAUACAUAUUGUUGAGAAAAAUCCCUCAAAAUUUAAGAUUGAUAAUAAAGAAUUAACAAUAAGGAAACAUUUUAUUGAAACCACCAGAGAGGAAGUAAAGUCUAUGAAAGAUAAAAUCGCCAUGAACAGAGAAAGAGAUCGAGAUAGAACUGUAAGACAACCACUCUUGGAUAGUAGUCCAGUAAGAGUCACAAAUAACCAUGGCACUACAAAAUAUUCCAAGUUAGAAAAUGAUUUAGAUAGUCCCCAAAGGCAUUUUUUAAAUGAAACAUUAUCACAACAACAGUACCUUACUAGGCAGCAGGAAGACCACUUGGAAGCAAUUAGUGAUUCAUUGGGAUCACUUAAGACUGUGUCUAGGCAUAUAGGGAUUGAGAUUGAUGAACAAGCUGGAAUGCUUGAUGAAUUUGGCACUGAACUAGAAAAUACAGACUCUAAAUUAGAUUCUACAAUGAAAAAGGUUGCCAAAGUUUUAAGGAUGUCAAAUGACCGCCGUCAAUGGACAGCUAUUAUAAUUUUAGUUGUUACUCUUAUUAUUGUGAUAUUUUUAUUUUUCCUUCUGUGAUUUUUUUUUACUUUUACCGAAGUUAAUCUUAAGUACAAACUUUUUAUUUUUUGUCAAAAGUUACCUA